Mercenaria mercenaria is the source of this 4365-nucleotide messenger RNA. RefSeq lists its product as uncharacterized. The coding region runs from base 1025 to 2986 and encodes 653 amino acids. The transcript has a single exon. Gene Ontology annotation, biological process: positive regulation of DNA-templated transcription. Gene Ontology annotation, cellular component: nucleoplasm; chromatin. The record is from RefSeq and is a predicted model, not a curated record. Gene Ontology annotation, molecular function: ubiquitin-protein transferase activity; zinc ion binding. Lineage: Eukaryota; Metazoa; Mollusca; Bivalvia; Venerida; Veneridae.
UUCAUGCUAAUACUCGCAUGUUUUCGAAUAGUUUGCUUGAAAACGAAAGUUGGGUGUUUAUUCUGCGGACCGCUUUCUGAAAUGCGGCAAUAUGAGGGUACCUGACUUCAGUUGACUUGCAUUUCACUGCAUACUAUUCAACACCCCUUUUUCUUUUCGUUUUCUUGAAGCAAAUGUAUGGAUAUCUUGUGGAAAAUAGGUCUACGACUGAGUGAAAAUCUAGAAACUGUAACAAAAUUGUUCUGAAGUAGCUGAAUUUUAUAUGAAACAAAGAACAAUUUCUUUUAUUGGUAUAUAGCCUGUACAAUUAUCCAAAAUCGGCUAGUUAUCAGUUCAUUGUAUAAAGGUCAGACGGAAUAUGUGACGUCACGUUCUAUGUGUAGAAUGUUCGAAAACAUGUAAAUACAAGCAUGAAAAGUGGCUUAUUUUAUGUAAAAUUCAUCCAACGAGUGAAAUAAUGCCCGAUUGAUCCCGGUUUACUCGCAAAUGACAAACAUGAUAUACUUAUUAGGGACUUUCGACUACACCUUGGAAGCACAUUUCUAACCGAAUUACUUCUAUAUAACCUUCAGGAUACAAAUGGGUUAUCCAUCACGUGAUUUAACCCAAUCGUGGAACAUCGGGCAUUUCCGUAUUCUCCGGUAAAUUAUUAUUGCGUAGCAUAAAGGCCGAGGUGAUCAGGUUGGAUUUAACCUUGACUGUGUUUAUUGUCACGUAGCUGCAAUAUCAAUAGAUAUCAGAUACAGUUCGAUUACUAGGUCAUACGUGUUUACACGUUUUCAAACCAAAUUUUAUCUCCUUACAAAAUGAUCUUUCUACUUUUUGAUUAUGUUUCGUUUUAGUUUAAGUUCACGUUUUUCUUAUUCAAGACAGACUGAAAUAUGGAACACUUAGUUAAGGUUACAAAACGUAAUCUUUAAUGUUUACAAACAUGAUGUUUACAAAAACGAACUGUACACCGACAUAGAAGUAAUUGAAUACAUUUCACAGGUUACGGUUACAGGAUUUAUUUAUUUGAUAUAAAAUGGCUGGUUUUGAACGGUUAUGUAAAGAGAGCCCUGAUGGUUCUAUGGCAUCUGGAUAUAGCCCUGGAAUGAAUGUUGCUAGUUCUCACAAUCAAAAGGAUUCAAACUGUAAUUUAGAUUCAGAUACAUUAUUAUGUGAUCCUUGCAAGUUUGAUGAAACCAAAGAACAAGCUGUCGGAUUUUGUUCAGUUUGUUUAGAAUAUUUAUGCAACAGUUGCAUAAAAGAACAUAAAAAAGCGAAAAUGACAAGAGGACAUAGAGUAAUACUUCAGGAAAUUCAGACAAAUGCUGCUGCAUUCAAGGAAAUAAGAAAACUUAUAAUAUGUCCGUUUCAUGCAGAUAUGAAUAUUGUAUAUCGUUGCGACGAUCAUGAUGUGCUUGCAUGUAUUUCAUGUAAGGCUGAAACACAUAGAAAAUGCGAAAAUGUGUAUGAAAUCGGAAAGUCAAACGGCUCUGACACUGUACUGAAAGAUGUGUUAGACUCAUUGCGUGAAAUCGAGGAAGCAUCAAGAAACGUACAGAAAGCUAAGAAAGAAAAUAUAGAUCAUUUAUAUCAAGAGCAAAGCAAAAUCUUGUAUGAGACUAAAACGUAUUGCGAGGAGAUUAUUAACACAGUAAAAGAACAUGAAGUAAAAAUUGAGAACGAAACAAAGGAGAAAAUAGAGCUAGCAGUAUCUGAAGUUAAAAAAGAUUUAGACGAAUCAACCCGUUUGGCAGAAGAGGGAGAAAACAGUAAAAACAUGGUAGAGGCAGUUUUGAAAUAUAUGGCUAACGACACGGCGGUUAUUAUUGCCCACCAACUUAACAGCAAAGCACAACAGGUAAGGAGCAAUAUCGACAAACUUUCAAAAAAUCAUUUAAGUGUGCACUUAGUAAAAGAUCAAAAUGUUAGUGAUUUUCCCAAACUUGGAACUUUAUUCAUAAAACACCAUAAAAAACCGGAUGCUGAAGAGAAGCAAGUCCUCCCACAAGAAUAUCAUGUUAUCGAAAACUCAAGCGACGCAGUACUUGAUUCCAGAGAAACAUCACCAUUUACUGAUGCAUGUAAAAUUAAAACUGCAACAGUAAAAAAUGAGCGCACAAAAGUUAAGUCGUCAUUAGAAAGAAGAGUUACAUACCAAAAUCAAUACUGUGUGGAAAGCAAUGAUAGCAAAUUUUGCUCAGUAUUAGGAUCUGUCAUUUUCCCGGACGGUCAGCUAUUGAUAAUUGAUAUCGAUAAUUCGAAACUGAAACUGCUAUCUGAACAAUUUGUACUUCAAAGUACGUUAAGGUUGCCAGGAAAACCAGUUAGAGUAUGUGCAAUUGAUAGUGACUCAGUUGCAGUAAGUUUUGAAAGUGUCAAAAGAAUAAACCGCUACAGAAUAUUUUCUAGCGAAAUUAUAUAUGAAGGUGGUUUUAAAACCGAUCUUUACAACUUUGGAAUAGCAUAUAAUGGUGUCAAUAUUGUCGCCCUUAUGUCAAACAGACACUAUGGAACGGAAAAUAACGCAUAUGAAGACAUAAUUGAAAUUCAAGUGAUGGAUGUCACAAAUGGAUCGGUAUUAGAAACCAUAAGUAAUCUAAGAAAAGUGAAUAAUAUGAAAUAUGUUUUAAGAGAUAUACAAGCAUUGCAUGUUAAUGAAAGAAAUGAGCUGAUAGUGGCUGAAGCGAACGGAGUAACGUGCUUUGCUAUUAGCAAGGGAAAAAGGCAAACAAUUGCCACAGCAAAGACCUGGUAUACGUGUCAUGGAGUAAUAGAGAAAAACAGUAUAGAAAACAUUACCUCUGACAAAGACAGUGUUUAUGUAUGUGUACGAAAUGGAACCAUACUUCAAAUGGCAAUAGAAGAUUACAGAAUUAACAGAGUUAUAAUAUCAAAUAUAGGUUCAUCAGCAAGGACAGUGUCUGUCGAUAAUGAAAGAGACUGUAUUGUAGUUGGAUGUUUCAAUGAUGAUUACAUACAUGUUUUUUCUUUCAAAUAGGCUUCAGGCAAUGAAGGAAAACGUUUUCGGCAUAGACGUAGCUUAAUCAGUAGUUAAAACGUCACUUCGAAUAAGUGAUCGCAAUACCCCAGUAAACUAUUUUGCUUGAAUGGAAAAAAACAACACCAUUUGCACACUUUCAUAAACGACGGCUGACUGUUUCAGUAAACAGUUAUUAUUACGGUUGCCAAAAUGCCUUAGAUAGUAUUUUUUUUUGACCUAAUGAAGGAGUAAGAAUAACAAACGAUUCUCGAAGGGACGAUAUUUCUCUGACUUCCACUAUAUUUAGCAAAAUGGGCAACCGUGUGUACGUGCGUGCGUGUGUGUACAUGCGUGUUUGCACUGCUUGGUUUGCGGUGUAGGGAGACCGCGUGUUAGGAACGUGACUUUCCCUGCUUAAUCUUCAUCCUUGAUUUUUCCUACUUCCCCUCAUCACACCACCCAUUUAUCUAUCUAUCUAUCUUAUAUGUUUUUGUUGUAUUUUGUGUAGAAUCAAAAUGCACUUGCUGUUGGAUAUUUGAAGCAACCCGCCAACUUUAUUUUUCGUUACAGCCUUUUAGUUGCUGGCCUGCUAUGCGAUGUAUGGCUCUAUGGCAGUGUUUGGGGUUCUCUGUGCUUCCGGAAAAUCUUCCCUUACCUUUUAUCUUUUUUUUAAAGUUCAAAACCAUAAGUUGUCCUUAAGAUUUAACAAAAGGUGAUAUUCAGAAAAUAUUAAAGUAAAUAAAUUUUCAGAUAACAUUUUAAAGUAUAACUUAAGUAAAGCUGUUCUUUAUUUUACGUCAUAUACGUACAGCAUGACUAAUGCUUUUGAGAUAUUCCCUGCAUAUUUUGAGACUGCGCUAUUAUUUCUAAUAGAUACUGCCUGAAACUAACUAAAUCACUUUAUUUUCAUUCAUCAUUUAAACACAGAUUUCGAAAUUUCGAAACAAUGUAUAAAACUGGCUACUUCCCUCAUAUGAUAGUGUUAUAUAAUCAUAGAUUAUUUUAUUUGUUUAACUUGUCAAAUAAGGUCAGAAGUACAUUAGCGGACAUAUAACGAGUACAUCCUGUCAAGUUGAUAUAUGAUGCAUUUAUGUUAUUGUUUAUUAUAUCAAACCCACACGUUUUAUACGUCAAAUUGUCAGACAGUGCAUAUAACUAAUGUUAGAGAAUUGCUAUAUAUUGCUGGUUUAGAUAUCUCGGAUGGUCAGAAAGGGUCUAAGACAGACCAGGUUUAGGCCGGUUGUCCGGACUGAGACCUAGGAAAUGGGUCUCGUAGAUAUUAAGAUUAAGUUAGGUUUUAGAUAUGACACUUGUUAAGACCAGACUUAAGAAGUUACAAAAUGAAUUAUGAAAGUUAUGUACGAAAUAUUCUACUGUGUAAAUAAACAUCAAAAACG